Prunus armeniaca (apricot) is the source of this 609-nucleotide messenger RNA. Lineage: Eukaryota; Viridiplantae; Streptophyta; Magnoliopsida; Rosales; Rosaceae. The record is from the annotation of a GenBank genome assembly.
AUGCUUGACCCAGAGAUUGUUCAUGCCCAGAAACUGUUUGCCGAAAUACUUGGCCCAGAAGAGUCGCUGGUUGUGUUCAGCACAUCAGUACCGAACACGACAGAUAAUUUCGGUGGGAUGCCACCGAAACUUUGCACCUUUUUCGGUUGGAUUUCACCGGAACAAAAUCAAGGUGACGCCCCUACUGAAGGCAACAAUGUGGGAACAGAAUGUGUAAUGGACUAUAGUGAUCAAUUCACAACUUAUUCGAUAUUCAAUGGUAGAGAUGCAUUACUUCAAUGGGCUCGUGAACAAGGAAAAUUGAAUAAUAUUAUCAUUGUAAUUAAAAGGUCUGAUUAUGGAGGUGAGGGCAAGAGGAGACCUCGUGUAAUACUUGCUUGUGAGAGGAACGCUAACUAUAAGUCUUGCAAGUCUAGUGAGACAACUGAUAUAAGAUCGGAUGCAAAUAGUGAUAUGAAAAAAUGUGCUAGAGACACUGGUACCAAGAAAUGUGGAUGCCCAUUCUUGUUAAAAGGUGUUAAUAUUGGUGAUGGGGAUGAUUGGAAGUUGGAGGUGGUUUGUGGAGUACACAACCAUCCUAUUUCAGAGUAUCUUCAAGGUCACCAUUAA